This is a messenger RNA of Fusarium musae, 3192 nucleotides long. RefSeq lists its product as uncharacterized. The record is from RefSeq and is a predicted model, not a curated record. The transcript is spliced from 3 exons. NCBI's taxonomy places the organism in Eukaryota, Fungi, Ascomycota, Sordariomycetes, Hypocreales, Nectriaceae. The coding region runs from base 1 to 3192 and encodes 1063 amino acids.
AUGCAUUUCAUCAAGGCCAUCGUUUGGGGUAUAUCCCUUGCUGCUGUCAACGCGGCUGCUUUGCCUGCCGAUGGAUCUGGUGUCACUACCUGCGAGUACUCCGGCGGCGACCGAGCCUGCGAAGCUCAUUGCAUCGAGAAGGGUAAAACCUUUGUGUCAUGUGCACCUGAGUGCACAUGCUCCGGCCGCUUGGGCAAUCCUCUGAGACGCCUUGUCAAGAGGAAGACUACAUCUUCUGCCAAGCCUACCACUGUCAAGGUCCAGGCCACUACAUCCAAGAAGCCUACCACUACAUCCAAGCCUGCUACAACCUCUAAGAAGCCUACUACGACCUCCAAGCCCGUUACUACCUCCAAGCCCGUUACUACCUCCAAGCCGGUUACGACUUCCAAGAAGCCUACUACUACCUCGAAGCCAGCCACUACCUCCAAGCCGGUUACGACUUCUAAGAAGCCAACGACCACUAGCAAGCCUGCUACUACCUCCAAGCCCGUCACCACUUCCAAGAAGCCAACGACCACUAGCAAGCCUGCUACUACCUCCAAGCCCGUCACCACUUCCAAGAAGCCAACGACCACCAGCAAGCCUGCUACUACUUCCAAGCCUGCUACCACUAGCAAGCCUGCUACUACCUCUAAGCCUGCUACCACUUCUAAGCCUGCUACUACCUCCAAGCCUGCUACUACUUCCAAGCCUGCUACUACUUCCAAGCCUGCUACCACUUCCAAGCCUGCUACCACCUCCAAGCCCGCUACCACCUCCAAGCCUGCUACUACCUCCAAGCCCGCUACCACUUCUAAGCCCGCUACCACUUCUAAGCCCGCUACCACUAGCAAGCCCGCUACCACCUCCAAGCCUGCUACUACCUCAAAGCCUGCCACCACAACCUCAAAGCCUCCCACCACAACCUCCAAGCCUACUACAACUUCCAAGGCUGCGACAACAACCUCUAAGGCUACGACAACAACCUCCAAGGCUUCAUCUAGCUCAUCUUCCUCCAGCACCAGCUCCAAGGCCUCUACGUCUAGUGCCCCUGCUUCCUCUAGCAAGGCUUCAACCUCCACCAGUGCUCCCGCUUCUACAAGCAAAGCUUCAACCAGCACAAGCUCAGCUGCACCUUCCACCAGCUCUUCUGCUGCUGUCUCAUCCUCCGUUGGUGUCUCGUCUUCUUCCGCUAUUGUCUCAUCUUCUGCUGCUGUCUCAUCCUCCGUUGGUGUCUCGUCUUCUUCCGCUAUUGUCUCAUCUUCUGCUGCUGCCUCAUCCAGUGGUGCAUCCAGCCAGGCCACUGGCGGUGUCACAACCUCCACUUCCGAUGAUGAUGAGUCCACCACCAGCACUCCUGCCAGUCAGUCUUCCAGCGUUGCCGCUUCUUCAAGCACUGCUGUGACUUCAGAUGAGUCUGACGACGAGACUACCACUGCCGUCUCCUCUACUUCUGCUGGUCAGUCUUCUUCCGCUGCCGCUGCUGGCACCACUACUACCGGGGCCGACGAGGUGACCACCUCAACAUCUGCUGCUGCUGGAGCUACUACCUCCUCUGCCGCUGCCGGUACUACCUCCGAGGCUGACGACGAGACCACCACCUCAGCUGCUGCUUCCACUACCGAUGUCGAUGAGGAGACUACCACUUCCGCUGCCGGUGCUUCUACCUCUGCUGCCGAUGACGAGUCCACCAGCCAGGCUGCUUCCAGCACUUCUGUCGCUGCUGCCUCUACCACUUCCGUCGCUGAAGAGACCACUAGCCAGGCCGCUAGUAGCACAUUUGCUGAUGAGGAGUCUUCUACUCAGGUUGCCUCCACCAGCUCUGCUGUCGAGAGCACUAGCCAAGCUGCUUCCUCCACAUCUAUCGCUGAUGAUGAGACUAGCUCUGCUGCCGCUUCCACCUUGUCUUCUACUGUCGAUGAGUCUACCAGCCAGGCUGCCUCUAGCACAUCUGUUGCUGAGUCCACUACCUCAUCAGCUGCCGAUGAGACAUCUAGCCAAGCCGCUUCUUCCACUUCUGAGCAAUUGACUGGCAACCCUGCUGGAAUUUCCACCUCUUCAUCUGCUGAGGAGUCCAGCUCUGCUGCUGCCACCAGCUCUGAAGUCGAGUCUAGUUCCGCUGCUGUCACUACCUCAUCCUCUAUCGGCCAGUCUUCCAGCCAGGUCGCCAGCACCAGCUCUGCUGCUGAUGAGACGACUAGCUCUGCUGCCGCCUCUACCUCAUCCGAUGCCGAGACAUCUUCCUCCGCUGCUGGAGUUUCAUCCACUUCAGCCGCUGAGACAUCUUCUUCCGUUGUCGAGUCUAGCAGCUCUGCUGCCGCCUCCACUUCGGCUGAUCUGACCUCUUCUUCCGCCGCCGCCGAGACCUCGUCUUCUGCUGCUGAGACUUCUUCAUCUGCUGCUGAGUCUACUUCCGCUGCUGCUUCAACUUCCGCUGCUGAGACAUCCUCCUCUGCUGCCGCCUCUUCCUCAUCUGCUGAUGAGACCUCUUCUUCAGCUACUGAGACUUCUUCCUCCGCUGCUGCAACCUCUAGCUCUGCAGCCGCUUCAUCCUCAUCAGCGGCUGAGACUUCCUCUUCUGCAGCUGUCUCCAGCACCUCUGAUGCUGUCUCUUCUUCGUCAGAUGCUGAGACCUCCAGCUCUGCUGCUGAGACUUCAUCAUCCUCUGCUGCUGUCUCUUCUUCGUCAGCUGCUGAGACCUCCAGCUCUGCUGCUGAGACCUCCUCUUCUGCUGCUGCCUCCAGCACCUCUACAGCUGAAGCUACAUCUACUUCAGCUUCUGAGACCUCCAGCUCCGCUACUGAUACCUCUUCUUCCUCUGCCGCCGCCUCUUCAUCAUCAGCAGCUGAGACCUCCUCUUCUACUGCUGCCUCCAGCACCUCUACAGCUGAAGCUACAUCUACUUCAGCUUCUGAGACAUCCUCCUCAGCUUCUGAGACCUCUAGCUCUGCAGCUGAUACCUCUUCUUCCUCAUCAGCUUCUGAGACCUCCAGCUCCGCUACUGAUACCUCUUCUUCCUCAUCAGCUUCUGAGACCUCCAGCUCCGCUACUGAUACCUCUUCUUCCUCAUCAGCUUCUGAGACCUCCAGCUCCGCUACUGAUACCUCUUCUACUUCCGAGACUUCCAGCCAGCCCACGACCUUUACCACGAGCACACGCACUGAGUCGGAGUCCUCUACAUCUGAUGCUUCUACCACCACAACUGCCUAG